AUGUCGUCACCACCUCCACGUAAAGACCUGGUCUUCAAUCACAAACCACUGACACUCCGCCCGCAGCUCGGCCAUGACAUGCUGGUCGACUCAGACUACGACGAGAAGCAACAGGAUGUGGCUAUAAUCUCACCCGAAGACGACUCGAUGGAGGAAGUCGCCGUCCAGGAGCCUCGCGCCGACGACUAUGCUGCCAUGCGCAACCGCUUCAUGCCCGAAGACCCCGACCUCGAAAUCGAGUCCGAGACAACCUUCACAUGGGACAUCAAAGACUGGCGUACGCUGCCUAGAAGACACCACAGUCCGACCUUCCACACCGGAGAUCACCCCUGGAAAGUUCUUUUCUUCCCCGCCGGCAACAACGCGACCGAGUCAGUCAGCUUCUACCUCGAACAGGGCUAUGGAGAAGAGGACAAGCCCCGGCAGACUGAAAAGAGCAGAGUGUUUGCUACCCGCUUUGACGACAAGGACCGUCCUCUGAUUGAGAACGAUUCUGCCAAACUAACCGCCUAUGUCCGCGUCUUGAGAGACCCAACUGGUGUUCUCUGGCACAACUUUGUCAAUUAUGAUUCGAAGAAAGAGACCGGCAUGGUGGGUCUGCGCAACCAGGGCGCAACUUGCUAUCUCAACUCUUUGCUCCAAUCUCUCUUCUUCACCAAUGCUUUCCGCAAGGUAUNNGCUGUGUAUCAAAUACCCACCGAGAACGAGACAGACGCACGCAAUAGCAGUGCAUGGGCCUUGCAACGCCUCUUCUACAAGCUCCAGACAGAUCCCGCCGCCGUCUCUACUAUGGAACUCACACAAUCAUUCGGAUGGGAGUCACGCCAGGUCUUCGAGCAACAGGACGUCCAAGAACUUUCUCGCAUCUUGAUGGACAAGUUGGAAGAGAAGAUGAAGGGCACAGAAGCUGCAAACGUACUAGCCGAGAUGUUUGUUGGCAAGAUGAAGACAUAUCUCCGCUGUAUCAACGUCGACUACGAGAGCUCUCGCGUUGAAGACUUCUGGGACCUGCAACUCAACGUCAGCGGCUGCAAGACUCUGGAUGACAGUUUCCGCGACUAUGUCCAGGUCGAGACUCUUGAGGGCGAUAACAAGUAUGCCGCCGAAGGAUACGGUUUGCAAGACGCAAAGAAGGGUGUCAUCUUCGAGAGCUUCCCUCAAGUUUUGCAUCUCCAACUCAAGCGAUUCGAGUACGACUUUGUGAGGGACGCCAUGGUCAAGGUCAACGACCGAUACGAGUUCCCCGAGAUCUGGGAUGCCUCGCCAUACCUUUCCGAGACAGCCGACCGCUCUGAGCCCUACAUCUACCGCCUUCACGGUGUACUUGUCCACAGCGGUGACAUGAACGCCGGCCACUACUAUGCUUUCCUCAAGCCCACCAAAGACAGCUCAUUCUUCAAAUUCGACGACGACCGCGUAACUCGCGCCACUCCCAGAGAAGCCAUGGACGAGAACUUUGGAGGUGACUACGCCCCAACUGGCCCUAACGGCGCCACAAAGAUGCAGAACCCUUUCACUCGCCAAUGGUCAACUAAGCGAUCCAUGAGUGCUUACAUGCUUGUCUACAUCCGUGAGAGCCGCAUCGAUCAAAUCCUCGGAGAUAGCGACAGUAUUCAACCCCCAACCCAUCUCCCCAGUCGUCUUGCCGAAGAGCGUGCUGCCGUUGAACGCAAGAGAAAGGAACGCGAAGAAGCUCACUUGUACAUGAACGUCCAGAUCGCCACAGAGGCCAACUUCCGCUCCUACCAAGGCUUUGACCUGGUUGACUGGAAGUCAACGGACCAGGAAGACGAUGUUGCUCCCAAAGUCUUGCGAUUCAAGAAGGCAAUGACUUUGUCAGAACUCAACGAGCAUGUCGCCCAGGACAUCGGUACUGAUGCUGAUCUAAUUCGUCCCUGGGUCAUGGUUAACCGCCAAAAUGGCACUGUCAGACCCGAUCACCCUCUCAACUACUCGACGAUGACGCUCGAAGAAGCGAAUGCCAAAUUCUCUACCAGAGCAGCAUCCUUCCGUCUCUUCAUUGAACAGACUACACGUGGUGAGGAUGGCAAACCGAUUUGGGAUACCGACGUCACGCCAGCCCCUGGUCCAGCCCAGGAGCAAAAGCCUAUCAUUGUUCUCCUCAAGCAUUUCGACCUCGAAACACAGACACUCAAAGGUGUCGGCCACGCAUACAUGCUCCAAAGCCAAAAGGUGCAGGAUCUUGCGGAACCGGUCUUGAAGCUCAUGGGUUGGGAAGCCGGCACGUCGCUCAAGCUUUACGAGGAGAUCAAGCAAAACUUCAUCGAUGUCAUGAAGCCCAAGCAGACUCUAGGACAAUCGGAGAUCCAAGACGGCGACAUUGUCUGCUUCCAGAAGGUCAUGCCUACGGAAGAAGUCCAAGCAUUCCAACAGAAGUACCCCUCUGCUUACAUUGACGCAAACUCCUUCUAUGACUAUCUCUUGAACCGCAUCCGCGUAUUCUUCCUACCCCGCCCUGCAGCACCACAGAGCGUCCCUCUCGAACAAGGCGCAGACGAGUUUGAGAUGUACCUCUCAAGGAAGGACAGCUAUGACAUACUGGCGACCAAGACAGCACAACAUUUGUCAGCAAUCUCAAAGACAGACGUGGACCCUACCCACCUGCGCUUCACUACCGUCAACUCUCAGAGUGGCAAGCCCCGAGGACCGGUGAAGCGCACGCCUACAACGACAGUGCACACGAUCCUUGCCGGCGUCGGUACAGGUGGAUAUGGUGGCGGUUAUGGUUACACCAACCAAGCGCCCGACACACUAUACUACGAAGUCCUGGAAAUGAGCUUGACCGACUUGGAACAGCGCAAGACUGUCAAGGUGACUUGGUUGCCUGAAGGAGUAACCAAGGAAGAAACAUUUGACUGCCUCGUACCUAAGGUCGGCACCUUUGAAGACGUUCUUCCAGUAUUCCAGAGGAAGGCCAAGCUACCAGAUGAGCUCAUUGAGCAAAUCCGCUUCUACGAGGCACAUUCGGGCAAAGUGUAUAAGAAUCUCAACCUGGACACACCUGUUUCGACCUUGAACGAGUUUAUGCAGGUCUAUGCAGAACGCCUUCCAGAGGAGGAACGUGAAGCUGAGAAGGAGGGAACACCACCUCUUAUUGGAUGCUUCCACUACGACAAAGAGCCUGCCAAACCGCAUGGUGUGCCUUUCAUCUUCCUCGUCAAGCAAGGUGAAAUCUUCAAGGAGACCAAGGAGAGAUUGUCAAAGCGUACGGGCAUCAAGGGCAAGCAAUUCGAAAAGAUCAAGUUUGCAGUUAUCCCUCACGGCAGCUAUUCUCGACCAAAGCCUCUUGAAGAUGAUGACAUUCUGUCAGAAAACUACAGCGAGGGCGACCAGCUCGGGCUGGACCAUGUCAACAAGGCGCGCAACGCAUGGCUCAAGUACGAGAGCUUGAACAUUCGAUAG
This is a messenger RNA of Aureobasidium vineae, 3423 nucleotides long. The record is from the annotation of a GenBank genome assembly. NCBI's taxonomy places the organism in Eukaryota, Fungi, Ascomycota, Dothideomycetes, Dothideales, Saccotheciaceae.